Paraphaeosphaeria sporulosa is the source of this 965-nucleotide messenger RNA. RefSeq lists its product as uncharacterized. Bases 263 to 727 code for a protein of 154 amino acids. The record is from RefSeq and is a predicted model, not a curated record. The transcript is spliced from 2 exons. Lineage: Eukaryota; Fungi; Ascomycota; Dothideomycetes; Pleosporales; Didymosphaeriaceae.
AAUCUUAGAACUCGAUUUCAGAAAGAACAAGCGUACUCCAGCUGUUGCAUGUAUCCAUACCGACGACAGCGCCGUUGUGUCUGAACGCAUCAGACCCGGGGAAUCUCCGCUCCAUCUCCGGACCGCCCGUGCACUCAGUACCAUAAGAUAAUACACCAUCGAAACCAUGCCGCCGCCAACAACCUGAGAGGACGCGCUCUAUUAUAAUACAGGUUGUGUAUACGCGCUACCCCUUCACGACCACGUUCUUGGAGACCAAACCAUGGCCGAUCCUGCGCAACAAACACCGCAAACCGCACCCGCCGUCGCGCCCAUACCGAACGGCACGCUCGCCGAGGACGUCGAGAUGGCGGAGUCAGCGCCCGCGCCUGCCACAGAACAGUCAGCCUCCACAGAAGCCUCCGCAGUCGCGCCCGAGUCCGCGCCUGCGCCCACAUCAGAGCCUCAAGCGCAACCGCCGCCCGUUCAACACGUGCAGCCCGCGCUCUCUGCACCCUCGCCGGCUCCAGCACCUGUAUCGUCGCGCAAUUCGCCGCAUCCCAGUGGGCCAGCGCAGAUCCCGGUGCAUGCGACGCUGCACGGGGCGCCGACACGGCAGUAUCUCAAUCAGCAUGUCACGCCGCAUUUGUUGGAGGCCAUGAAGCACUUGGUUACGGAAGAACCGGAGAAGCCGCUGGAGUACUUGAGCAAGUGGCUUGCACAGAAGAGUGCGGAGUUGGAGGGCUGAAGAGAGUUGGAUGGGAUGAGAAGGUGGAAAGCGGCGUGCAAUGGUUAAGAGGUCAGUUAUAUGGCUUGCAUAGGACAGGCGUUCAUGGUCACCAAAAGCUUUGAGGCGCAUCGUGACAGGCAUGAUACCCAUUAGGGCCGGGGAUUGUAGUUUAUUCACAUAUUCAUGUUCACGUUCGAAGUAUUGUGAGGAGCUGGAGAUCCAGCCCAGGGUAUCAAUUGAAGAGGCGUCCUCGGAC